CCGUGCUGCAUCCAGCCAACGGUCCUACGAAACACAUUCCUCUGUCUCAGACAGUGUAUAUCACGGCUCCACCUGCCAUCAACCCUACACACAUCAUCGUUCCGUCACUUUGCUGUGAACGCAGCUAGCCACCGCUUCGCUCGGAUUUUGGGCAGUCAGCUGAAGGACCAGCGCAUCGCGCCCUUUGGACUGCAAGCAUCUCCCUAGUGAUUGCCCACUCCACGCUACACCACGUGGAGCAUCAGCGGGUAUCCAGCAACCAGAAUAGGCCACGCGCACCUCCAACCUGCCCGUAUAGACGGUGUUCGAGUGUUCAUCCCGUCUGCUGUUCCUGGCGCUAGACGAGCAUGGCCACAGCCGAAGCCGCGGCGAGACCGCAUGACCGGCAGACGACGCGCAAGCGGCCCUUUGCGGGCUGGAUGAGGCGGCUUGCGAAUCUCAAGCACUCGUCCUCAGACAGCCAGAACGGCGUUGGAAAGAAAAAUGGCGCUGGGAAGAAGGCGUCUGCGCAGAACAACCCGUACCCAGAGUCCGGUCGCAUCGAUCCGGAUGCGCCGGGCCACCUCUCCUUUUCGACGCCCGACACGCCGCACUCUCACGAGAGCUUCACAUCGGCCGAACAAGCCGCCGCAGCACAACAGCGCCAACAUGCCAAGAGCACGAGAUCGAAUGCGCCAACUGUGGCGACGAUACCGGAAACAGUGCACUCGCAACGGUCCAAGGCAGAAACGGGGAACACCAACCAGAACGGCGGCAGCACUUUCUCGUCGCCGAAUGGCUCGGAGCACUCUCUCACCACCACCCUGACGACAAUACAGUCCACCGCACCCUCACACAUAUUAGGCGCAGGCCCGACGACGCAGUCCGCAGCGACAACAAAUGCCCCGCCUGUGCACUUCUCCCACCAGUUCCCCACCUCUUCUCCACCCCUCGCGAUCCCGCCUCAUUUGGCCCCGCAGCAGGGUCCCCAUUCGUAUCAUGUCGCGACAGCGAACAAUGUGCUUACCGAUGAUGCAUCGAUUCUGACCCUUGCAUCGUCCUCGAAGCGUCGCCGCCGCAACUCGCUCGACACGAACGCCUCAGUGCGCGCCAUGGCCCCCUCCUCGCACUAUGGGGGCAGUCGAGAGUCGCUUCCCCUGAGUGUACUAUCUGGUAACGUAGACGCCAUAUACUCGGCCUCGAUCAGGCCGGGCAAUGUCAACAGCCUUUCGAAUGCAAACGCCGAGCGCGCGAGUGUCUACUCUGUGUCUGGUGCCACAGCCCCGGCGCUUACCAGCGAGCGCAACAGCUACUACGCGAACAAACAAGCGGACGGACUCAGUGUACGGAGUGGGUUGCUCGGCCAUGGUCGCACAGAUAGCAUCAGCAGCAUCAGGGCCAUGCACACCGCCAGCCCCCUGGCAAGCCCUCGCGAGCCACCGCUGGCCACGAAGCUAAGUCGACGGAGCUCCGAAUGGAUCCCUGAUGCUCGAGAGGCGAGUGAUGAGGAGGAGGGGAUGGAGGAGGAGGAGAGCGCAGCGGCACCCACACUUCAGGACGAAGCAAAGGAUAGAGACCCCUCGAAGCCGGCAUUGUAAACGAUGUUUGACGUUCGAUAAGAACGCGCGAGGAGCGUACGUAGGUGCAAGGAUCCUUUUGGCACGAAAGAGUAGACCGGGCUGCGGUUGAUUAAAUUGAAUGCAGGGCGCUGGGAGGGCAUUCUCGAUUAUAUACCCAUGGCUUUCAAGCAGAGCCUACCAAUAUUACUGAGUUCCACACAGUCGUCUUAGGAGUGCGUGUCGCACGUGAACCGUGGCUGAAUGCUUCAAGCUGACAGUAGGAAAGUGCGAUGACCCAAAACCAGCAACCGAUGACGUACGAAGUACUCACCAACAACAAUCUCACGACGAUCC
Molecule: messenger RNA, 1892 nt
Organism: Didymella exigua CBS 183.55
Lineage: Eukaryota; Fungi; Ascomycota; Dothideomycetes; Pleosporales; Didymellaceae
Exons: 2
Coding region: 348-1577 (409 amino acids)
Source: RefSeq, a predicted model, not a curated record